CUGAGCAAGCGCCGCGCGGGCGUAGCACUGCCCAUUGGGCAAGAAUCGCUGCUCCAAGUACGUCUUCGCACCAGAAACGUUGCGUUUUCAUCGCUGCGACAGCUCGUUUGGUGCAGUAACUCCAGUACACCUUGGAGAGCAAAUCAGGCUGCAUUAUGGACCUGGUGGACGCCUGCGGCGCCUCGGUGAAGAGCGACGCGGUGGCGUCGGACGCCGAGCUGCGCGCCGCGACGCCGCGCGCCGUGAUGAAAAGGCAGGACUCGGUCGGCAAGCGCGUCUCCGCCUCGAAGACGAAGCACACGUACAGCUUCGCGAUCGGCAGCCGCCUCCACGAAGUUAUUGUGGACCUGAGCAAGUGGAGCGGCAAGCGGACGCUCACGGUCGACGGCGAACGAGUCCAAGGCUUCAAGCGGUCGCACUCGAUAACGCUGCCCGGGGCCCACACCCUUGAUGUGAGGGUAGAAUCAAAACUAUAUCGGGGCGUCCGGCCGGCGCUUUAUGUGGACGGCACGAAGUUUAAAAGAUUGCCGUUACAUCGGGGCCGGAGAGCCUCCGAGCCGCCGCCUUCGCGAGAACCGGAGCCGCUCCAGAUCACGAAGGGGCGCCUCCUCGCCUCUGUUCAAAGACGAGCCGCUAUUGCUUCCAUAGUACCCGAGACGCUCCAUGAAAGGACGCUCGAGGUGAUACACCAAGCGUCCGAGGACGGCUACGAUUUGGAUCGAGCGCUGCAGAAGUUCGACGGGCGCACGCCUGUUGUUGUCGUCGUCGAGGCCUGUGGUGAGGUGUUUGGGUGCUUUCUAGGACGGGUGCCGACGGUGAAUGGGAGGAGGCGCAUCGACGUUGGUUUGUUUUGCGGCGAGCGGGCGUUUCCGUUGGUUGCGCGCCCCGACUCCGGCUUCAUCAACUGCAAGCGCACACAAAGCUACCUCGCGGUCGGUUUGGAUGCGGCGACGGGCGGCGCCGCUUUUCGUAUCGACGCGGACCUCGCCGCGGGCUGGUCGGACGCUUCCGAGCCCUUUGGGAGUCCUCGUUUGCACGGUUUGGAGGAGGGCGACUUUUCCGUGGACGACGCCGAGGUCUACGCGCUGCGGCCCCUGUGGUAGGUUGUUAACACACGUA
Pelagomonas calceolata is the source of this 1119-nucleotide messenger RNA. NCBI's taxonomy places the organism in Eukaryota, Pelagophyceae, Pelagomonadales, Pelagomonadaceae. The record is from the annotation of a GenBank genome assembly.